Sycon ciliatum is the source of this 5470-nucleotide messenger RNA. RefSeq names its product pneumococcal serine-rich repeat protein-like. Lineage: Eukaryota; Metazoa; Porifera; Calcarea; Leucosolenida; Sycettidae. Gene Ontology annotation, cellular component: mitochondrion. The coding region runs from base 293 to 4528 and encodes 1411 amino acids. The transcript has 13 exons. The record is from RefSeq and is a predicted model, not a curated record.
UCUAUUGUUACGUUGUACAGUAGUGCAUCUCGGCCUCUACAACUACAGUACAAGCUCUUGCUCAUCGUUGUUGUCAUUUCUACUGAAUUUUGAGGAAGGAAUAGCACUGGCAGCUGUAGUUUGGUCUUGUUCCAGCUCGCCUUUCACUCUAAACAGUUCAUGCACGUCCUGGACAUUUAUUUGGUAAAAGCAAUAAUACGACGACUUGGUUGUAGGUUUGGUUGUAGACCAGACCCAGCCUAGGUGGUGAUACGUGUGGAAUUUCAAAAGGGAGAAGGUCUAGCGGCUGAGGAUGUCUGCUGCGGGUGCUGAAACGAAACGGUGUCCCAACUGCCGUCAAGAUGUGUCCGUGGAUGUGUACGCUACUAUGCACGAGCCUCGAUGCCGUCGUCUCAACAGGUUCUGCGAGCGGUGCAAUGAACCUAUAAAGGUUGCAGACUUUGACCGACACGUGGCUGAAGACCAUAAACAGAUAUCAUGUCCAGAUUGUGAUGAUCGCAUGGAAGGAUGGCAAUUGGAUGAUCAUCAGGAGGAAGAGUGUAGAAAGCGUCUGGUUACAUGCAAAUACUGUGAGCUAGACUGGCAAUGCGACGAGUUACCGGAACACAGCAGCCAUUGCGGCUCUCGUACCGACGAGUGCAGCCUAUGUCACACUCGUGUGCGCCUCUCAGACAUGGAGUGGCACAUGACAGAGAAGCAUGGCGUACCCACCUCACACUCGUCUGCCAGCGCAGCAUCAUCAUCGCUGCCGAGCACUGGGAAACAAUCGGCCAACGGCAGCUCGAAACCGUCUUCCACUCACUGUUCUGCUUCACAGGCAGCAGCACAGCCACCGGCAACCGCAGCGGCGUCGUUGAAGCUCUCUGGAAGCCAGCCACCGCAUGCCAAGACCACCACCCCGCCUGAUGCCGAGUGGGGCGUUACCGAAGUGCCAGCCUCCGCAUCAGCCAGCCUGGCUGCUUCAAGCACCAACACCACCACCGCCACGCAGCAAGCAAAGAGACGCGUACCUAGGUCAACUCAACAGACCAAGUCACCACCAGCUGCUGCUGCUGCUGCUGGCAAUGCUCGUGGUCUUGGCGCGUAUGGCAGCUUGUCGGGCAGCGUGACAUCCAGCAGUGUGGCAGCCGGUGCAGCCAACACUUUGUCAAGUUCACAGCUGACUGGCAGCACUAGCAACAGCAGCAGAGCCAGCGCGGCGAACAGCAGAGCCAGUGUUACCAGCAGCACCGCCACCAGCAACCCACCACUAUCUAACACUAGCAGCAGCAGCAAGAAAACCACCACCAGCAGCAGCAAGAAAACCACCGGCAGUUCGUCCUCGCGAUCCACUGCAUCACUGUCGAGCUCCUCGUCGUCAGUAAAGCAAGCAUCAUCUGCACGCUCUAAUGGCGCGCGUGGCUCGACCGUAACUCCCAGCACCUCUAGUGCGUCAAUGGCAUCUAACUCCAGGUCUGGUUUGUCUCGUAACACCCCCAAGCACAACGGGGGCUCUGCUCCUUUUGCUGCUGCUGCUGGACCACCGCCGCAAGCUGACACUCAAAAUGCUGUUGGCGCAUCCUCUACAUCGUACUUUGAGGGUUGUUCGUCCGACCCGAACGAUGUUCCGGUGGCGUGCGAGUUCUGCGAGGUGGAAGUCAGGCUUGGCGACCUGGACGAUCACGAGCUGGCAUGCGCACGCCGAGAGCAGCGGUGCACCGGCUGCGGCAUGUCGUUCCGCGGCAACAAGCUACCACAGCAUCGGCGUACCGGCUGCAGCCGAGAGUUGCAAGCACCAGCGGCUUCAUUGAAUGCAGCAGCAGCCGCAGGAGGAGGAGGUUAUGGUACCACUAGCUUCCCAGGCUUAGGUGGUCUCGGUGAAGACAACACUGCUUCGGAUGAUGCAGCGCCAUGUGAAGGUUGCGGAGAACAAUUUCCUCUGGAUGUUCUUUUCGAUCACCAGGAGGGAUGCCUGAUAAUGUUGUCACAGUCUAGUCCUGGCACUGGCCAGAAGAAGCAAGGUCACCAUGUGUAUGCCGGUUUGCCUGGAGUCACCACUCACACCACACGCACCAGCAGCAGCGCAGUCGCAACACCAUCGACUAGCGGAUCAUCGGCACAGGGCGCAGCCUCGUCGUCGUCCUCGGCCUCCUUCGCCGCUGCACAUGUCAAGAAGAUAAACUUACGGGAUUGUGAGGAGCAGCGACGUCGGCGCCAACAGCUAACGGUUCAGCGCAUGCACGACACCCAGCCACGUGAGCUGUCGUCCUACGCACACACCGGUACCAAUAGCAUAUUCAGCGACAUAAGAGGCCCAGAGCGACGUCACGACUUUGCAGGCUCGAGUAGCAGUGACGAGGACGAAGAUGACGACAACGAGUUAGGCACGGGAAGAUCAGCGGCUACAGGUAACAGACUGGGAGCAGGCAAGCAAGGACGCUCAGGCGGGUUUGGAAAGGGUAGCAGUCGCCCACCGGGAACGAAAGCUGCGCCAGCCAUGGGUAGUCUUACAUCCUGGGGUAAUGCCCGACCGCCAGUCGCGGGCAGUCCUGCGUCAUCCCAACUCGGUAAACCUCCCGCUACUACGGCACCGCCGUCCGUCUACCGCUUCAGUGGCGAGCCACGGCCAGCCGGUUCAUCUCCUUCACGCCCAGCGUUAUCAUCACCACCAGUCGCAGGAUAUGGCACAUCGGCGUACUCUUUUUCUUCAUUACCAAGACAAGAUGCGAGCAUCAGUAGCAGCAGCCAUCGUACCAAUGGUGGCGGUGGCAUGGCCACUGGCGCUGGAAUGAGGCAGAAUAUGCUGGACCCUCAGCUCUACCGAUGUUGCCACUGCAGGCAGGCAUGUGCAUCCGAGUCUGACCGGUCUUCUCAUGAGGAGAAUUGUGCCGUUCGAGCUCUGAAUCAGAAAAGUUCGUCGUCCACUGCUCUCACUGGUGGGGCAGUAGAGACUCUACCGUGCGAGUUUUGCAACAAGCAGUUCCGCUUUACAGAUCUUACCGCUCACCAGGAACAAUGCUAUGACAACCUGAACAAAGGCACGCAAGCAUUGAGCAGUACAGAUGGUGCUGAUAAGAUGCAGGCAGCGUUUGCAAUCACCGACUAUCGCAUCAGUAGCCUCCAGCGGCACCUGGAUUCAAAGUCUGAGCAGCUGCAACGAGAGCGACAAGAACAACCGCACGACGAGCAGCAAGAAAUGGCCGCCACCGUGGCUGCAUCACUAUCCGCAUCGUCACCUCAAGAAACUCCAUCCUCAUCAUCUCAGCAAUCCUUGGCAAGAUCCAAUCAUUUAGAGAGCAUCGCGGGUGCUCGGGUACCUUGUGAGCACUGCAAACGUCCUUUCUUGAUGUCUACAAUCCAUCCCCAUGAGGCUGGCUGCCUGGCGAAACGGGUGCGCGAUGCGGAUGAAGAAGAGUCAUCGGUCAUGCCCACCCAGUCGACACCGUCUAGUUCAAACAGGCCACCGUUUGCCCGGGGUCCACCCCCUGGUCUUGACGAUGCCGCAGACCGGUUUGCCUUGUCAAUGAGUACUCCUCUACAAUCGGAGCUGUACCGCGCCGGUCAGACACGAUCACCGCAACAGUCUAACUUAACGCCGCUGAGUCCAUCUUCAAGCGGAUCGGGGGCGUCGUCAACAUCCUCUCGCUUUGCUAGUCCGUUCCUAACACCCGUGGGCGGCUCUAAUUUACCCAACACGUCCAACCAUCGUGUGACACCACCACCGGCGGAGUCCUUCUCACGUGCUAGCAGUUCGUCCAGCUCAGCCGGCACACCAUCUUCAGAUAUGUUGCAAUCGCCCAGCCACGUUAGAUCACCGCUACGGUCGUACAACUCGCAGUACUCUAGCGACGGGGCCAGCGAUAGCUUUGUGGGACUGGCUAGCACACGUCGCUACCACGAUCGUCCUUCCCACCAAUCGUCGCACGACCGGUAUCUGCAGCGACAGACGUCCGGCCAGCCAACCCGACCAAUGGCCGGCCUGCCGGCUCAAUCUCUCCCAGCUAGUAGCAAUCAGCGGUUUGGACCGUCAUCGACACCAUUGUUGGUUGAGCAGCCCUCGCUACACCGCCCUCGCGAGCGAAUCCCCGCUCAGCCGGCCACCAUAUCGCUCGCUGCCAAUUUCAGCAAUCCCAGGCCACCACCGGCAGGUGCGGCGUAUGACUACGCUGCUGCUGCUGCUGCUGGUGGUGGUGGUGCUGCUAGGGGCGCUGCAGUACAACCAGCCGUCUUCCGCCAGUCAUCAUCAACAUCAUCCUCAUCGUCAUCUUCAUACCCGGACAAUCAGCAUGCGGCCUCUUCGCCCCACGAACACGGCAGUGAAUUGACAUCACCAGAUGCCAAUAGGCAAACUGGCCAAGCACUUGUAUUCACUGGCCGUGGUCCUGGACACCAGGCUCUAGAGGAUCAGCAGAGAAAACGUCUCACCGCUGCUCCAGCCAUAACGUCCACAAGAGCACCGGGGACAGCGACGCGCAGUGAACUGGCCGUGAACACGCGCAGGAUUCAAGUGCACCAAGGUGGGCCCACGCUGCCCAGGCGAAAUGGCUGAUUGCCUCAGGUUGCCUGACCUGCCACCACCCCACCGGAGAGUGAGAUUGAUAUGAGUAAUGAGUAAUGUUUAAUUUUCUGCUUUGGAGCUAACGGACAAUUGAAAACUGCGUGUAACAUACGGUGGUACAUGUACAGUACUAUUGGUAGUAAUGUCGCUGGUGUUCAUUACCUGUGUACUGGACAUGUAGGAUAUUGGUAGUAAUCGCAUAGAUGUUCAUCACCCGCACAUAACGUGUAGGCCAAGUUUAAAAGACUGUGCUACCUGCUAAUUGAUUCUGUUCCCACGUUGGGAAGGUGGCUUUGCCUGCUGCUCCUGACUCGGCCUCUCUCCCACUCUCUGUCUUUAACCCCACCCACCCUGCAUUGACUUUCUCCCUAUAUGUUUUAUAGAUCAUUCCACUUAUCUUUCUCUGCAAGCAUGGCUGGACGCCAGCCCCACAGGUUUGUUUGUGUUCAGAAAAAUAACUUUUGACAGCAUUUUUCAGUGCCAUGUUUUCCUCUGCAACCCAACCCCACCAGCAAGUUGAGUAAAUUUGCGCUCUUAUUUUCCUCUUUUUUUUUGUUUGAACACCAGCUUGGUACAUCAGGCAUGUACCUCUAUUAGGAUCUAGCAGUAUAGUUUUUCGUUUAGUCAUUCGUUUAGCGCUGUUUCGGCUUUUGUAUUUUAGUACUUCUACUUUCUAGUCCUAAAUGGAUGACGGUGUAGUGGAUAUUUUAGUGAAUAGUAUUGUGUGAACAAAUUCAUCGCGUUUCCCCUGCGGAUUUGCACCAUUCCCGCUGUCUCCGGAUUUCUCUUUCUCGAUUGGCAUGAACUGCUUGUAGUCCCUUCAUUUCUUCUAUCUUCCAAGCUCGCCUUUGUCGAUUUUUCAAAGUUUUUUUUAAAUACUUUUUUUCUUAUCAGUAUGAGAUGUGACUUUUUUUUACAUGUGUAUCGUGUUAA